Messenger RNA from Cynocephalus volans (Philippine flying lemur), 7155 nucleotides. RefSeq names its product neuron navigator 3 (gene NAV3). Gene Ontology annotation, molecular function: ATP hydrolysis activity; protein binding; ATP binding. The record is from RefSeq and is a predicted model, not a curated record. Gene Ontology annotation, biological process: neurogenesis; nervous system development. Bases 1 to 7155 code for a protein of 2384 amino acids. The transcript has 40 exons. NCBI's taxonomy places the organism in Eukaryota, Metazoa, Chordata, Mammalia, Dermoptera, Cynocephalidae.
AUGCCUGUACUUGGGGUUGCCUCAAAACGGAGGCAGCCAGCUGUUGGGUCAAAGCCUGUUCAUACUGCUCUUCCGAUACCAAAUCUUGGCACUACUGGGUCACAGCACUAUUCUUCAAGACUUUUGGAACUUGCUGAAACAGAGAACUCAAUGCUUUCUUGUCAGCUCACAUUAAAAUCAACUUGUGAAUUUGGAGAGAAGAAACCCCUCCAAGGAAAAGCCAAGGAGAAAGAAGACACCAAGAUUUACACUGACUGGGCCAACCACUACCUAGCAAAAUCGGGCCACAAGCGGCUGAUCAAGGAUUUGCAACAAGACAUUGCAGAUGGAGUACUGCUAGCAGAAAUCAUCCAGAUCAUUGCAAAUGAAAAAGUUGAAGAUAUCAAUGGAUGUCCUAGAAGUCAGUCUCAGAUGAUUGAAAAUGUUGAUGUCUGCCUUAGUUUUCUAGCAGCCAGAGGAGUAAAUGUUCAAGGUCUAUCUGCUGAAGAAAUAAGAAAUGGAAACUUAAAAGCCAUUCUAGGGCUGUUUUUCAGUUUGUCUCGCUACAAGCAGCAACAACACCAUCAACAGCAGUACUACCAGUCCUUGGUAGAACUUCAGCAGCGAGUCACUCACGCUUCCCCCCAGUUGGAAGCCAGUCAGGCCAAAACUCAGCAAGAUAUGCAGUCCAGUCUGGCAGCCAGAUAUGCAACUCAGUCUAAUCACAGUGGAAUUGCAACCAGUCAAAAAAAGCCUACUAGGCUUCCAGGGCCCUCUAGGGUGCCAGCUGCAAGCAGCAGCAGCAAGGUCCAGGGAGCCUCUAAUUUAAACAGGAGAAGUCAGAGCUUUAACAGCAUUGACAAAAACAAGCCUCCAAAUUAUGCAAAUGGAAAUGAAAAAGAUUCCUCCAAAGGACCUCAACCAUCUUCAGGUGUAAAUGGAAACAUACAGCCUCCCAGCAAUGCCGGGCAGCCCCCUGCCUCUGCCAUCCCUUCUCCUAGUGCCAGCAAGCCCUGGCGCAGCAAGUCCAUGAAUGUCAAACAUAGCGCCACCUCCACCAUGCUGACUGUAAAGUCGAGCCCAGCCACUUCGCCCACACCAACUUCAGACAGACUAAAGCCACCUGUUUCAGAAGGGGUCAAAACUGCUCCCUCAGGACAGAAAUCGAUGCUUGAAAAAUUCAAGCUGGUCAAUGCCCGGACUGCUUUACGCCCCCCGCAGUGUCCUAGUUCAGGACCCAGUGAUGGUGGGAAGGAUGACGAUGCCUUUUCUGAAUCUGGUGAAAUGGAAGGUUUUAACAGUGGUCUGAAUAGUGGUGGCUCAACAAAUAGCAGUCCCAAAGUGUCACCUAAACUGGCCCCUCCAAAAGCUGGAAGCAAAAAUCUCAGCAAUAAAAAGUCUUUGCUACAGCCAAAGGAAAAAGAGGACAAGAACAGGGACAAAAAUAAAGUUUGCACUGAAAAACCAGUCAAGGAAGAGAAGGAUCAGGUGACAGAGACGGCUUUAAAAAAGACCUCUAAAAUUGCAAGCUUGAUCCCAAAGGGCAGCAAGACAACAGCAGCUAAGAAGGACAGCUUAAUUCCAUCUUCCAGUGGGAUUCCAAAACCAGGCUCAAAGGUGCCAACAGCAAAGCAAACUAUUUCACCUGGCAGCACAGUGAGCAAAGAGUCUGAAAAAUUCAGGACUACAAAGGGAAGCCCUUCCCAGUCCCUCUCUAAGCCCAUAACCACUGAGAAAGCAAGCACAUCCACCUGCCCUGCUCCUUUGGAAGGAAGGGAAGCUGGCCAAGCUUCUCCCUCUGGUUCCUGUGCCAUGUCAGUGGCACAAGGCAGUGGGCAGAGCACAGGAAAUGGUGCUGUUCAGCUCCCUCAGCAGCAGCAGCACAGUCACCCGAAUACUGCCACCGUGGCACCAUUCAUAUAUAGAGCACAUUCAGAAAAUGAAGGUACCUCUUUGCCAUCUGCUGACUCCUGUACCAGUCCUACGAAGAUGGAUUUAUCAUAUAGUAAGACUGCUAAACAGUGCCUAGAGGAAAUAUCUGGUGAAGACCCUGAAACAAGAAGAAUGAGAACAGUUAAAAACAUAGCAGAUUUGAGGCAGAAUUUAGAAGAGACCAUGUCCAGUCUUCGUGGGACUCAGAUAAGCCACAGCACUCUGGAGACGACGUUUGAUAGCACUGUGACGACAGAAGUGAACGGAAGGACCAUACCCAACUUGACAAGUCGACCCACUCCCAUGACCUGGAGGUUGGGCCAGGCGUGUCCUCGACUCCAGGCAGGAGAUGCUCCCUCCCUGGGUGCUGGCUAUCCUCGCAGCGGUACCAGUCGAUUCAUCCACACAGACCCCUCGAGGUUCAUGUAUACAACGCCUCUCCGUCGAGCUGCUGUCUCUCGGCUGGGAAAUAUGUCACAAAUUGACAUGAGUGAGAAAGCCAGCAGUGACCUGGACAUGUCUACUGAAGUUGAUGUUGGUGGAUAUAUGAGUGAUGGUGAUAUCCUUGGGAAGAGUCUCAGGACUGAUGAUGUCAACAGUGGGUACAUGACCGAUGGAGGACUCAACCUGUAUACUAGAAGUCUGAACAGAAUACCAGACACAGCAACAUCCAGGGAUGUCAUCCAGAGAGGGGUUCAUGAUGUGACAGUGGAUGCAGACAGCUGGGAUGACAGCAGUUCCGUGAGCAGUGGUCUCAGUGACACCCUCGAUAACAUCAGCACCGACGACCUGAACACCACGUCCUCAGUCAGCUCUUACUCCAACAUCACCAUCCCUUCCAGGAAGAACACUCAGCUGAAGACAGAUUCAGAGAAACGUUCCACAACAGAUGAGACCUGGGAUAGCACUGAGGAGCUGAAGAAAACAGAAGAGGACUUUGACAGCCACGGGGACAGUGGUGGCAAGUGGAAGAGUGUUUCCUCGGGACUUCCUGAAGACCCUGAGAAGGCAGGGCAGAAAGCUUCCCUGUCCGUCUCACAGACGGGUUCCUGGAGAAGGGGCAUGUCUGCCCAAGGAGCUGCACCAUCGAGGCAGAAAGCUGGAACAAGUGCACUCAAAACCCCUGGGAAAACAGAUGAUGCCAAAGCAUCUGAGAAAGGGAAAACUCCCCUGAAAGGAUCAUCUCUGCAAAGGUCUCCUUCAGAUGUAGGAAAAAGCAGUGGAGAUGAGGGGAAAAAGCCCCCCUCGGGCAUUGGAAGGUCGACUGCUCCCAGCUCUUUUGGAUUUAAGAAACCAAGUGGAGUAGGGUCAUCUACUAUGAUCACUAGCAGUGGAGCGACUGUAACAAGCGGCUCAGCAACUCUGGGUAAAAUUCCCAAAUCUGCUGCCAUUGGGGGAAAGUCAAAUGCAGGGAGAAAAACCAGUUUGGACGGUUCCCAGAAUCAGGAUGAUGUUGUGCUGCAUGUUAGCUCAAAGACCACCCUGCAAUACCGCAGCUUGCCCCGCCCUUCCAAAUCCAGCACCAGUGGCAUUCCUGGCCGAGGUGGCCACAGAUCCAGUACCAGCAGUAUCGAUUCCAACGUCAGCAGCAAGUCUGCUGGUGCCACCACCUCAAAACUGAGAGAGCCAACCAAGAUUGGGUCAGGGCGCUCAAGUCCUGUCACCGUGAACCAAACAGACAAGGAGAAGGAAAAAGUAGCAGUCUCUGAUUCAGAGAGUGUUUCCUUGUCAGGUUCCCCCAAAUCCAGCCCCACCUCUGCCAGCGCCUGUGGGGCACAAGGGCUCAGGCAGCCAGGAUCCAAGUAUCCAGAUAUUGCCUCACCUACAUUUCGAAGGUUGUUUGGUGCCAAGGCAGGUGGCAAAUCUGCCUCUGCACCUAAUUCGGAGGGUGUGAAAUCCUCCUCAGUAAUGCCCAGCCCUAGUACCACAUUAGCGCGGCAAGGCAGUCUGGAGUCACCGUCGUCUGGUACGGGCAGCAUGGGCAGUGCUGGCGGGCUAAGCGACAGCAGCAGCCCUCUCUUCAAUAAACCCUCAGACUUAACUACAGAUGUUAUAAGCUUAAGUCACUCGUUGGCUUCCAGCCCAGCAUCGGUUCACUCUUUCACAUCAGGUGGUCUCGUGUGGGCUGCCAAUCUGAGCAGUUCCUCUGCUGGCAGCAAGGACACUCCAAGUUACCAGUCCAUGACUAGCCUCCAUACGAGCUCUGAGUCCAUUGACCUCCCCCUCAGCCACCAUGGCUCCCUGUCUGGACUGACCACAGGCACUCACGAGGUCCAGAGCCUGCUCAUGAGAACGGGUAGUGUGAGAUCUACUCUCUCAGAAAGCAUGCAGCUUGACAGAAAUACACUGCCCAAAAAGGGACUAAGAUACACCCCAUCAUCUCGGCAGGCCAACCAAGAAGAGGGAAAAGAGUGGUUGCGUUCUCAUUCUACUGGAGGGCUGCAGGAUACUGGCAACCAGUCGCCUCUGGUCUCCCCUUCUGCAAUGUCAUCUUCUGCAACAGGAAAAUACCACUUUUCCAACUUGGUGAGCCCAACCAAUCUGUCGCAAUUCAACCUUCCUGGGCCCAGCAUGAUGCGCUCCAACAGCAUCCCCGCCCAAGACUCUUCCUUCGAUCUCUAUGAUGACUCCCAGCUUUGUGGGAGUGCCACCUCUCUGGAGGAAAGGCCACGUGCCAUCAGUCAUUCCGGCUCAUUCCGAGACAGCAUGGAGGAAGUUCACGGCUCUUCCUUGUCACUGGUCUCCAGCACUUCUUCUCUUUACUCUACAGCUGAAGAAAAGGCUCAUUCAGAGCAAAUCCAUAAGCUGCGGAGAGAGCUGGUUGCAUCACAGGAAAAAGUUGCUACCCUCACCUCUCAACUUUCAGCAAAUGCUCACCUUGUAGCUGCUUUUGAAAAGAGUUUAGGGAAUAUGACUGGCCGAUUGCAAAGUCUAACCAUGACAGCGGAACAAAAGGAGUCUGAACUAAUAGAACUAAGAGAAACCAUUGAAAUGCUGAAGGCCCAGAACUCUGCUGCUCAGGCAGCCAUUCAGGGAGCACUGAAUGGUCCAGACCACCCUCCCAAAGAUCUCCGCAUCAGAAGACAGCAUUCCUCCGAAAGUGUUUCUAGUAUCAACAGUGCCACAAGCCAUUCCAGCAUUGGCAGUGGUAAUGAUGCUGACUCCAAGAAAAAGAAAAAGAAAAACUGGGUGAACUCUAGAGGAAGUGAGCUGAGAAGCUCUUUCAAACAAGCCUUUGGGAAGAAAAAGUCCACCAAGCCUCCUUCCUCACAUUCGGACAUUGAAGAGCUCACUGAUUCAUCCCUUCCAGCAUCCCCUAAGUUGCCCCAUAGUGCUGGGGACUGUGGCUCAGCAUCCAUGAAGCCCUCACAAUCUGCCUCAGCGUCACCCCUUGUCUGGCCACCAAAGAAACGGCAAAAUGGCCUUGUGAUCUACAAGCAUAGAUCCCGGAUCUGUGAAUGCACAGAGGCUGAGGCGGAGAUAAUUCUGCAGCUGAAGAGCGAGCUCAGAGAAAAGGAAUUAAAAUUAACGGAUAUUCGGCUGGAGGCCCUCAGCUCUGCUCAUCAUCUUGAUCAGAUCCGGGAAGCCAUGAACCGGAUGCAGAAUGAGAUUGAAAUACUCAAGGCUGAAAAUGACAGGUUGAAGGCAGAGACUGGGAACACAGCUAAGCCUGCCCGGCCUCCAUCAGAAUCCUCAAGCAGCACCUCCUCUUCGUCUUCACGGCAGUCCUUAGGACUUUCUCUAAACAAUCUGAACAUCACAGAGUCUGUUACCUCAGAUAUUUUGCUUGAUGAUGCUGGUGAUGCAACUGGACAUAAAGAUGGCCGCAGCGUGAAAAUUGUAGUCUCCAUAAGCAAGGGCUACGGUCGAGCAAAGGAUCAGAAGUCUCAGGCAUAUUUGAUAGGAUCUAUUGGUGUUAGUGGAAAAACCAAGUGGGAUGUCUUAGAUGGUGUAAUUAGACGUCUCUUUAAGGAAUAUGUGUUCCGAAUUGAUACAUCUACUAGCCUUGGUCUGAGCUCUGACUGCAUUGCUAGCUACUGCAUAGGAGACUUAAUUAGAUCCCAUAACCUAGAAGUGCCUGAACUGCUGCCUUGUGGAUACCUUGUUGGAGAUAAUAACGUUAUCACUGUGAACCUGAAAGGGGUAGAAGAAAACAGUUUGGACAGUUUUGUUUUUGAUACACUGAUUCCUAAACCAAUUACCCAAAGGUACUUUAACUUGUUGAUGGAGCAUCACAGAAUUAUACUCUCAGGACCAAGUGGUACUGGAAAGACCUACUUAGCGAAUAAACUUGCUGAAUAUGUAAUAACCAAAGCUGGGAGGAAAAAAACAGAGGACGCAAUUGCCACUUUUAAUGUGGACCACAAGUCAAGUAAGGAAUUGCAACAGUAUCUAGCUAACCUGGCUGAACAGUGCAGUGCUGAUAAUAACGGUGUAGAGCUCCCAGUUGUAAUAAUUCUUGAUAAUCUUCAUCAUGUGGGCUCUUUGAGUGAUAUCUUCAAUGGUUUCCUCAAUUGUAAAUACAACAAAUGUCCAUAUAUUAUUGGAACAAUGAAUCAGGGAGUUUCUUCAUCACCAAAUCUAGAGCUGCAUCACAAUUUCAGGUGGGUAUUGUGUGCCAACCACACAGAACCAGUGAGAGGCUUUUUAGGCAGAUACCUUCGAAGGAAACUGAUAGAGCUAGAAAUUGAAAGGAAUAUACGCAAUAAUGACCUAGUCAAAAUUAUAGAUUGGAUUCCUAAGAUGUGGCAUCAUCUCAACAGUUUUUUGGAAACACACAGUUCUUCUGAUGUUACCAUUGGUCCCCGACUUUUUCUUCCUUGUCCUAUGGAUGUAGAAGGUUCUAGAGUGUGGUUCAUGGAUCUCUGGAACUAUUCUUUGGUACCUUAUAUUCUAGAGGCAGUGAGAGAAGGACUUCAGAUGUAUGGGAAACGCACACCAUGGGAAGAUCCCUCAAAGUGGGUGCUUGACACAUACCCCUGGAGCUCAGCGUCUCUCUCUCAGGAAGGCCCAGCACUACUUCAGGUGCGACCGGAAGAUGUUGGGUACGAGGGCUGCGUAUCCACUAAGGAAGCCACAACCUCAAAGCACAUUCCACAAACUGAGACGGAAGGGGAUCCCCUGAUGAAUAUGCUAAUGAAACUCCAAGAAGCAGCCAAUUACUCCGGCACACAAAGCUGCGACAGCGAUAGCACCAGCCACCAUGAAGACAUUUUGGAUUCAUCUCUUGAAUCUACCCUCUAG